AGCAGAUGACGAAAAACAAGCAGAAGGACAACCCAAAGUUUGGUUUCCUGUUCGGUGGAGAGCACUUCAACUACUAUCAAUACAAAGUGACUACAGAGCAAGCCAGUAAGUGGGAUACAGCCCCUUAACAGCUACAACAAUUGAGAAGCAUAAUGGCCAUGCUUUAUUCAACGAACAACGAAUGACUUUGAAAAAGAGAUACGGGUGAAAGGGUCUGAAUUCGUCAUAGCGAACAAAACUAUUAUUCAUCGAAUAUGAGCACUUCGUUUCAAGAUUUUGGGAUUGCUAUUUAUUAAGCAGAAUGCUUUAGCUAAAGAUGUAUUCUAUUUCUUGGCAAUGGUGAAUUUUAAGAAGAUGUAGUUUUAAGAUUCUUACUGGAGCUUAUCUAAUACGGACUACGUUGUUGAUAUAUUGCUUCAAUCUAUGUGGGAAAUACAGUCCAUUGUACCCUGUAAUACCCUAGUACUGUAAAAAAAAAGUAAAAAAAUACAUGUAUAUAUAUUAUAUAAAACAGGGAAAGAGUAUAGUGCUCCCAAAAGACUUACUGAAUUUUUGAUAUAAUUCUCUCAUAAAUGCCAGGAAUUUUAUUAUGCACUGGUAGAAGAUAAGACUCAACAGAAAUUGGACUAUUUGUAUACUUUUUCAAUAUCCAUUGAAGGAAUAAAACAUCUUACAAUAAUCCACCGUCAUUCGUUUACAGUUUUAAAGCAAAAAGGAAUAAAUCCAAUGCAAAAUGCAGACCCACGUUUAAACGUUUCGCAGCAGCAGCAAACAGCCGCUACCGUCGCGCAGCCACUGAAUAACGUCAAUCUUGCACCUGGCCUAAAUACUCAAAACAAUGGAUUAAAUCCAGUAGUGGGGAUUGGACCAGUUGGAAAUCAAGGUGGUCCCGUUAUACCUGGAGUACCAGGACAGAUUGGAGGGCCAGGAAAUGCAGGACCAAUUGGACCAGUGCCUGGUGCUAUGGGAGGUGUAAAUCCACCUAUUGCUGGUGUUACUCAACCGGUUAACAUCAGUGGGCCCCCUGGAUGGCUUCAAAAUGAAUUGGCAAAUCUUCAAUCACAGCAGACCACGCUACAGGAACAAGUUAGACAAUCAGAACAAAAUCUGGCUGCGCAACAUGCUGCAUUGAUGGCACAACAACAAGGGAGAGUUGAGGAUGCUGUGAGACAAGCGCAAGAGACAGCUUUACAAAAUAGUGCGCAAAGCACAAAUACGGAUUUGACUGCAUUUGAUGCAGUUCUACAGCCCAUCAUUGAUAGCUGCACAAAAGAUAGCAUCAGUGCGGGGAAAGCCUGGAUACUUCAGAACUCUGUUACUCCACAAAGUAAUCAAGUUGUUGCAGACCAUUUACUAAAGAAAGUAAUUCAGGCAACAAAUUUUAGUCAUAAACUCCAUAUCAUCUAUUUGGUCAACGAUGUCUUGCAUCACUGUGCAAGAAAAAAAUCUAUGGAUCUUCGCAAGGCAAUGGAAAGUGUUGUUGUUCCCAUGUUCUGUAACACUUCAUUAGCGGCGUCAGAAGAACAACUUAAUAAAUUAAAUAAACUAUUAAGCUUAUGGGAAUCAAAAAAUAAUUACUUUGAUGAAGGAAUUAUAGAUAAGUUGAAACAACCAAGUACAUCUUGGUCUGAGUAUCAGGCUAACCUGGUUGCACAACAUGCUGGUGCAAUUACGCCAAUUACCACGUCGACAAAGCAGACCUUUGAUAAUUAUCAAGCACAACAUCAAGCGUUUGUCACUCAUGCUUUAAGACAAAUUCAAAAUAUUGAGCAGCAAAAAAUAGCCAUUGAUCAACAAUUGAAAGCUCCGCCGCCACCUCCACCACAAUUGAAUCAGCAAAAUAUGUCUAUGCCACCUAGUCAUUCCGGCCCUCCUGCUCCAAUAGGCACAGAUGUAAAUUUCAGUCAACCACCGCCUGGAUGGGGCGUACCUCCUGGAAGCGAACCACCGCCAUUUUCGAAUGUUCCCUUGCCAGAUUUUUCGAAACCUCCACCUGGAUUUGGUCCACCGCCCGUUAUACACGAGCCUUCCGUUGAAGAUUUAAUGCCCAGUAUGCCUUAUUAUGAACUUCCUGCUGGUUUGAUGGUGCCUCUAAUCAAAUUAGAAGAUGCUGAAUAUAAACCUUUGGACCCGGAAGCUAUUAGACUUCCACCACCUGCUCCUCCAAGCGAGCGAUUAGUAGCAGCUGUAGAAGCAUUUUAUGCUCCUCCUAAUCAUGAUUCUCCGCGGGAUAGCGAUGGAUGGGAAAAGUUAGGUUUAUACGAGUAUUAUAAGGCAAAGAACGCUGCGCGUAAGCGUAAAGAAGAGGACAUAGCAGCCGGUCUUAGGCAAAAAUCAAAGUCGCCUUCGCCAAUUCUCAGGCCAAGAUCCAAAAGUCCUAGUCCACCAAAGAAACGAUAUCGAAGUAAAUCACGAAGUAGGUCGCGUUCGAGAUCGAGGGGUCGAAGCAGAUCCAGAUCGCCUGCAGCCAAUCAUAGACGCAACAGUCGCAAUAGUAAUUAUAAUAACAGAAGCAGGAGAAGGAGAAAUAGCAACAAGGAUCGAAGUCCUGACAGGAGAAUGGACAGGCAAGAUCGAAGUCCGACACCACCUAGUUUUCUCGGAUCAACUUAUAGUAAAGCUCCACAAGAAAUUAGUCUGGAUGAGAGCAACAAGGGUCAUCAGUUGCUCAAAAAAAUGGGCUGGAGUGGUGCGGGACUCGGUGCCAAUGAACAGGGUAUCGAAGCACCUAUAUCGGGGGGUGAAAUUAGAGAUAAAAAUGAUCAAUAUAAAGGCGUUGGUAUUAAUUUAAAUGACCCUUACGAGAACUUUAGGAAAAGUAAGGGUCAAGCAUUUAUUACUAGAAUGAAAGCAAGAGCGGAAGAGCGUGCCGAAGAGAGGGGCGAACGGGACUAAAUAUAAUCAAGUAAACUAAUUAAUUUGUCUAUAUCUCUUUCGACGAAAUAUAAUUAUUGCGUGCAGCAUUAUCCAAUGAU
This is a messenger RNA of Megachile rotundata (alfalfa leafcutting bee), 2975 nucleotides long. It is a transcript of the gene scaf6, whose product is annotated as SR-related CTD associated factor 6. NCBI's taxonomy places the organism in Eukaryota, Metazoa, Arthropoda, Insecta, Hymenoptera, Megachilidae. The record is from RefSeq and is a predicted model, not a curated record. Gene Ontology annotation, cellular component: perinuclear region of cytoplasm. Gene Ontology annotation, molecular function: RNA binding. Gene Ontology annotation, biological process: intracellular calcium ion homeostasis; RNA processing.